Messenger RNA from Dipodomys spectabilis (banner-tailed kangaroo rat), 456 nucleotides. RefSeq names its product calmodulin-like. Gene Ontology annotation, molecular function: calcium ion binding. Gene Ontology annotation, cellular component: myosin II complex. Bases 1 to 456 code for a protein of 151 amino acids. The transcript has a single exon. The record is from RefSeq and is a predicted model, not a curated record. NCBI's taxonomy places the organism in Eukaryota, Metazoa, Chordata, Mammalia, Rodentia, Heteromyidae.
AUGGACGCCCCUGUGCUGACCGAGACACAGAUGGCCCAGCUCAAGAAAGCCUUCUCCCUGUUCGAUAAAGAUGGCGCUGGCGUCAUCAAGACCCGGGACGUGGGCACCUUGCUGCGGUCGCUGGGCCAGAACCCCACGGAGGCGGAAGUGCAGGACCUGCUGGGCCAGGUAGACCCCGACGGGCAGGGCACGGUGGCGCUCCCCGUGCUGGCGGCUGUGAUGGCCAGCCGGGGCUCGGUGGCGGUGGAGAGCAAGGAGGAGAUCCGCGAGGCCUUCCGCGUCUUCGACAAGGACGGCAGCGGCUUCGUCAGCGCGGCCGAGCUGCGCCAAGUCCUGACCACGCUGGGGGAGAAGCUCACCGACCUGGAGGUGGACGAGAUGAUCCGCGAGGCCGACAUCGACGGCAACGGCCUGCUCAACUACGAGGAGUUCGUGCAGAUGAUGAUGGCCAAGUGA